Messenger RNA from Anopheles gambiae (African malaria mosquito), 1495 nucleotides. RefSeq names its product short-chain specific acyl-CoA dehydrogenase, mitochondrial (gene Arc42). Gene Ontology annotation, biological process: butyrate catabolic process; fatty acid beta-oxidation using acyl-CoA dehydrogenase. Gene Ontology annotation, molecular function: flavin adenine dinucleotide binding. The transcript has 2 exons. NCBI's taxonomy places the organism in Eukaryota, Metazoa, Arthropoda, Insecta, Diptera, Culicidae. Bases 159 to 1373 code for a protein of 404 amino acids. The record is from RefSeq and is a predicted model, not a curated record. Gene Ontology annotation, cellular component: mitochondrion.
UUUGACUUCAGCUGAAAGAAGGGAAUCAAAACAAUCAGCUCGAUCAAAGUCCUUCCGUUCAUACUUUUAGUCAAUUUGCAUUUCUACCGCAAGCAACGAAACAAUCUCAACUAGUAAGCUUUUAGUAUAACUUGCAGAACUACCUCAUCACUGCCCACAUGAUGUUCGCCGUUCGAAUUGCCUCCCGAAUGGGCCAGCGCGUCCGAUCGCGUUCCAUCGCCAGCCUGUCGGCACUUCCGGAUACGCACCAGAUGCUGCAGAAAACCUGCCGCGAUUUUGCGGACAAUGAGCUGGUGCCGAAUGCGGCCCGGUUCGAUCGGGAGCACCUUUACCCGGCCGAGCAGAUCCGCAAGAUGGGUGAGCUCGGGCUGAUGGCAAUCUCGGUGAAGGAAGAGUACGGCGGUACCGGUCUGGACUACGUCGCGUACGCCAUCGCGAUGGAGGAAAUUUCGCGCGGAUGCGCCUCGGCCGGUGUCAUCAUGUCGGUAAACAAUUCACUGUACCUGGGACCGCUGACGCAUUUCGGCAACGAACAGCAACAACAAAAAUACGUCGCCGAGUACACCGAUGGGUCGCGGGUCGGUUGCUUUGCCCUGUCCGAGCCGGGCAACGGAUCGGAUGCGGGUGCCGCCUCCACGACGGCCACGCUCAAGGGCGACCACUGGGUGCUGAACGGUACGAAGUGUUGGAUCACGAACGGGUACGAGGCCGGUGCGGCCGUCGUGUUUGCCACCACGGACAAAUCGCUCAAGCACAAGGGCAUUUCCGCGUUCAUCGUGCCGAAGGAGACGCCCGGCUUUUCGCUCGGCAAGAAGGAGGACAAGCUGGGCAUCCGGGGCUCCUCCACCUGCUCGCUCAUCUUCGAGGACUGUGCGAUCCCGAGGGAGAAUCUGCUCGGCGAGCCGGGUUUCGGGUUCAAAAUCGCGAUGCAAACGCUCGACGCCGGACGGAUCGGAAUCGCGAGCCAGGCGCUCGGCAUUGCGCAAGCGUCCCUGGAGUGUGCCGUCGAUUAUGCCAACAAGCGCAUCGCGUUCGGCAAGCCGAUCGCGAAGCUGCAGGCCAUCCAGACGAAGAUCGCGGAUAUGGCCACCCGGCUCGAGGCGGCACGCCUGCUAACGUGGCGAGCGGCUUGGCUGAAGGACAACAAGAAACCGUUCACGAAGGAGGCAGCACAGGCGAAGCUGGCCGCUUCCGAGGCGGCCACGUACUGCGCGCACCAAUCGAUCCAGGUGCUGGGCGGCAUGGGAUACGUGUCGGAUAUGCCGGCCGAGCGGCACUAUCGCGAUGCGCGCAUUACGGAAAUUUACGAAGGCACGUCCGAAAUUCAGCGACUCGUCAUUGCGGGUGCCGUUAUCAAGGAGCUGACGGCGUAGGCGGAGUGGGAAUGUGUUGAGUGAGUGUGCAAUCAGUGUUGAAAGUUUUUCUUUCUCCUUUUGGAAGUUUUUUUGUUUGAGUAGAAGAUGUGUAAAAAUAAAAUUUAAAUUAUAAAAAAAAA